Messenger RNA from Chlamydomonas reinhardtii, 3203 nucleotides. RefSeq lists its product as uncharacterized. Gene Ontology annotation, biological process: cell wall pectin biosynthetic process. NCBI's taxonomy places the organism in Eukaryota, Viridiplantae, Chlorophyta, Chlorophyceae, Chlamydomonadales, Chlamydomonadaceae. The record is from RefSeq and is a predicted model, not a curated record. Gene Ontology annotation, molecular function: arabinosyltransferase activity. The coding region runs from base 343 to 1929 and encodes 528 amino acids. The transcript has 9 exons. Gene Ontology annotation, cellular component: Golgi apparatus.
GCUGAGCGCAGCAGAAUGCCCUGCACAAUGAAGCGCACAUACCCUCUCUUGAGUUAUCUUACGCUAGCAUUGUUAGGGCUCGUAAGUGCUCGUUCCGAGUUCCUUCCCGCUCGGGUCGCUAACUAUCCGCUCGCCGCACGAGGCAGGGCCGUAUUGCAAGCGCACUGUGGGCCACUUUCUGCAGAUCUAGUCAAGAAAGUUGCGCGAGACAACACGGUUCUGGUCACAAUCGUUGAUAAGUUGGUGUGGCACAGCUUCGGGCCGAGCUAUGUAGAAAACAUCCAAUCAGCUGGUAUCACCUACUGGCUGAUAGCGGCUCUGGACCCUGAGACUUCCACAGCAAUGGGCGCCCAGGGAAUAACGGACCACUGCUUUAAUGCGCCGCAAGAGCGUGUAAAGUACAAGGGCAAGGACGCGAACUACCAGUGGGGAGGGCAUCACUGGACGCAGACCACGUGGAACAAGGUGCACAUCAUCAAGGCGGUGUACGAGUUUGGCGUGAACGUGAUCCACUCGGAUACGGACGUGGUCUGGUUCGGCGACCCACUGCCAUUCUUCCACGAGCGGCUGAGCGGCCCAGUGCACGUCAUCAUGGCCACGGACGCGGUGGCCACCGGCAACCCCGUGGGCGACAUGGGGCUGGAGGUCACGACCAACCCCUUCACCAACAUCAACACAGGCAUCUACUUCAUCAAGCAGUACGCGGGCGGGCUGGACAUGUUCAAGGCUUGGCUGGACUGGCAGGACAAGAACAUCGGCCACGACCAGGACGGCUUCAACACCAUGGCGCGCGGCAGCGGCUUCCGGCACGAGGACAAGCACCUGCCGCCCGCGGUGCUGCCCAGCGACGCCACCGCCAACCGCUACUUCUACGCGGCCAUGCACAACACCACGGGCGUGUCCUUCCUGCCAGCAUCCAUGUUCGGCAACACCUACACCUACGUUAACGCGCGGCUGUGGGAGAAGCUAAAACACCCGCUGUAUGCCAUCCAUUGGGUGUGGGGUGGGAGCACACUUGAGAGCAAGCGCCAAAAUAUGCGCGAUGCCAUGAAGUUCCACGAUGAGCCCGACUACUACACCUCGCCAAACCUGGUCACCUUUGACCUGGACCUGCUGCCGAUGCCCGACGACUUUAACGACUGGAAGAUGACGGAGGAGAUGAUCCGCUUCCACGUCCAAGCCGCCAACUAUCAGCUGCAGCAGGCUUACUACGCCUUUGCCAUCGCGCUCAUUGCCAACCGCACGCUGGUCAUGCCGCGGUUCCAGUGCUACUGCUCUAAGAACUGGUACCAGACGCAGCAGUGCCGCAUCAACUUUGAGAAGGCCACCACCUUCCCCUUCACCUGCGCGCUGAGCCACGUGCUGCGUGUGAAGAAGCUGGAGGCCGGGUUUCGGCUGCCCGACAACACCGAGUACAGCGGCCACCGCGUGUUCAUCCGCGAGUACUCAUUCCUGGACAACCCCAAGGUGCCGGACAGCCUCAAGAAGUCAUUUGUGGAGAUCGUGCCAUCCCAGAUGCCGCGCGCCGCCAACCUGGGCGCGGACGAGCUGGUGGUGUCGGUGGAGCCGGCGCCGCGCGGCUACGGCCAGCGGGUGACUGUGGCGGCGCCGCUGGUGGACCGCGAGCUGCGGCAGGUGCUGGGGCGGUUCAAGGGCGUGCGUGUGCUGCACUUCCCACAGCCCGCCCGCACGCUGAGCGGCUUCAGCACCUACGCCACCUGGGAGCAGUACGACGCGGAGAUUCAGAAGCAUGUGGCCUACUGGUGCUGCCGUACGCCGCCGGAUAUGCAGUCCAUGAACCUGACUGACAAGGUGCAGCUGGUGGCGCUGCCGCCCGAGCGCUACAAGAACCUGCCGGCGCACGGCGGCAAGAGCUCGUACCUGCACGAGGUGGGGCCAAUCCGCCGCAUGCCCGGACAGAUAUUCUAGAGCGGGUCGCAGAUGCGUCCGAUGGUGAUCCCGAGUUACGGACCUGAGGCACGGCCGCACGUCGUGGCUCAAAAAUAUCAGCCUGAUGCACACCAGGCGGCAGCACCGCAUGUAAAGCAGGGGAGGUUCAAAGGCGAAUGUCUACCCCGUCAAUGGACACGCGAAGUCGCGCCUCGCUCCGGCGCUGAUUUUAACCCGCCGCCGAUAGGCCUUACUGUGACUGCGUCUCCGGCCUGUACCGUAGUACGUCAUGAGCUAUCCCCGAGGUACCGUAGUCUGAGGUUUGAGAUGGCUGUUGGCGGGUGAUGAGGUGUGGUGUAGGCGUUUGUGCGCAGCAGGAUGUAUGAGGCGGAUGCAACCCCAAACACACCCUGACAACACUGUCCGCAUCAGUCCGUCAACGAGGAGAGACUGCUUUGGCGGCGGAUAGCCCCCAUACACCCGACACUGACACCAAGUGUCGAAACGCAUAGGGCGAAGGCGGCCCUGUCGCUGGAUGGUGGCUGGCCGCUCCGUGCGGGUGGGGCGCGGCGCCUGGGGGGGGGGGGGCGAGGGCCCCGCUAACCCCGGGCUAAGAUGAAAAAUGCCGCGGUGUUUGUACCGCUGAGGAUUAGCGGUGCGUGCAGGCGCCAUGAGUGGAUGGCAUACUAGCUGCUGCACUAGGUACUGCAGCGGCAGGAUGUUACACGGUGCGAAGCAAGCACUUGCCGCCGUGGUCCUGGCCGUGGUCGGGUCUGCCGCACGGCCUGUGAAAUCGCAGAAACCACGACCUGCCAUCAGCAAACUUCCAACCAGCCAGCAACUUGUCGGUACAGUAACUCCGGCGUUCGACCAGCCAUGCACUCCUGCUCUGCCGCUGCAAACUGUUUGCUGUCUGCUUGGGGUACGGGCGUCAGCUGCACCCUAUGGGACCUCGCCAACCUGCCUGAACCCUGUCCCAUCACACGACCUGCCAUCAGCAGCGCCACCAUUGCGGUCACUAACUACUGUAGUUCCGAACGACUGACUCCUGAUCUCCUUCUAUCUUAUAAAGACAGAGGCUUGGUGCGCCUCACUGCAUGUAUACAUAACAUGGCAAAUGUUGACACAACAGAGACCUACUGCUUGUGAUGCAUCGCAUUAUAAUCAUCUGGUCCUUAGCUCUCGCGCUGGGCUUCGCUUCACAUCUUCACAUUGGUGCUAAUGCUUCCCACCCGCGGCCGCGGCAGCGCCUCCGUGGCGUCGAAGCGCACUCUGUCGCCAUUCACGCAGUUGGCAUACAUUGUGGGUCGCUA